AUGUUUGACAUUUCCUUGAGUACGGUCAGGAGACGAAUGCGCGAACAAGGACUUAGCUCCACUCAGCCAUUUGCGUCUCUUAGUGAUGAAGAAUUGGAUAGUAUAGUAAGUGAAAUAAAACUCAGUCAUCCACAAUGUGGUUAUCGAAUGAUGAUUGGGCAUUUAAGAUCUAGGGGACUGAAAAUUCAGCAGGAUAGAGUGCGUACAUCCUUGCGCAGGGUUGACCCAGAAGGCACAACUGUGCGAUGGAUGGCUGCUAUUUACAGAAGAAAAUACUCUGUCAAGGGACCAAAUUCUCUGUGGCACAUAGAUGGCUACCACAAACUUAUUAGGUAAUAUAUAUACUUAUUAGGUAAUAGUAUCUGGUGGGGAGGGCGGGGGGUUGCACCGACCCCAAUACUGAUCCAGUACCCUAACUUUGAACCACAGAAAUACCAUUUCCUGCAUUCUGAGCAUCAUUUGUUCACAAAAUUUGCUCCCAACGACCCCAGACUUUAGGCUAAAUGCAACUUAAUUUAAUUAUUCCUUGUGUGGUACAUGCAUGGUUUAAAAUUUUAGUGGAUAAUAUACAUGUACUUCAAAACAAUUAAAAAUACAACAAACUAAAUCUUUAAAUUUAAAACUCUAAUAUUUUUUGCUUUAUCAUGACAAAAUAGCACACGCCCCUGCGCCCCUCUGGCCAGGGCUAGGCGGUGCACAACCCCGCCCCAGUAAAUCCGAGUAUUUUAUGAGUUUCUUAUACAAGAAAUGAGUAAAAUGCUCGGCAGGAUUAUGAUUUGCAUGCAUUUGGCGUUGUAAAUGGCAAAUUAUUUAAAAUGAAACAAGAACAAGUUGUAUGCUAAAUUAAGAACACUAAUUAAGCGCCAGCACUCUCCCCUUGACAAGUAAAAUCGUCUGGCGUUAGACAGAGUGAAAUAAUCUGGCGUUAAACAAAGUAAAAUAAUAAAAUAGGGCAAAUAAGGGCACAUUGCAACACAAAUGGAUCUGAUUAGAUAAAAGUCGGAUUUUUGUUUUGUCUAAACGAGAGAAAACCUGUUUAGAUGAAGGCAAUACGACUUUUUACCGUGUAAUCUGCUCUCAGAAUUUUUGUUCUCAUGAAAAUAAAAUCAUGCUAUUGUCAUAUUAUAAAAAGGGUUAUUUAAUCUGUUUAACAGUCUAGAAUCAAUGCAAUUAAAUAGCUUAAUUAAUUCUCCAUCCUGGCAAUGCAUAUGUGAUAGCAGUAGUUUUAUUUCAAGUAGUGUUGAAUAACUUAUUAUUCCCUCCAAUUUUAGGUGGAAAAUGGUUAUCCACGGAGGAAUAGAUGGGUUUUCAAGAGUACCAGUGUAUUUAUCUUGUUCCAAUAAUAACCGUGCUGAUACAGUUUUCGAACUAUUUGAAGAAGCUGUCAAUUGCUGGGGGCUUCCAUCGCGAAUUCGAUCAGACAAAGGUGGAGAAAAUGUCGAAGUUUCUAUGUUUAUGCUAACACACCCACAUCGAGGACCAGGAAGAGGUAGCAUGAUUACAGGAAAGAGUGUUCAUAAUCAGCGAAUCGAACGAUUGUGGAGAGAUAUUUUUUAUCAAGUAGUUUGCUUGUUCUAUAACUUAUUCUAUCAUUUGGAAAGCUGUGACGUGCUUGAUCCUGACAAUAAUGCGCACAUUUUUGCAUUGCAUUACGUCUUCAUUCCACGUAUAAACAAGUGUCUCGCACAAUUUGUACAGUCCUGGAAUGCUCAUGUUCUUUCGGGAACUGGAGGAAAGACACCCAUGCAGAUGUGGAUCGAAGGGCAGUUGCAAAUGGGCUCAUCCCAAAAAGGAUCAGUGUUUGAGGAGUUAACCGAGGUAAUUCUUGAGAAGUUUUUAUGCAUAUAUUUUAAAUUGUGUAUUAUACAUAAUUAAUUAAAGCAGUUUUCAUAAUUCAAGCAUCAUUUCAAAAUUCUCAAAGCAAGUUCCAUUUAUUUUAAGUACAUACUGUAUAGUUCAAAGUUGUAAAAGAGAAAACCAUUAAAAAAAGACAAUUGUUUUUUUUUAAGAAUGAAGCUGAAGUAUUUGGAAUAGAUUGGGAUGGUCCACUUCCAACAAAUUUGUGCAAUGGUGCAGAUUAUGAGGGAAACACUAUUGAAGUUCCAAGUGUGGAUCUACCAUUAACACAAGAACAGUUUCAUCAGCUUCAAUCCCAGAUAAGUCCACAUGAACCAGGUUCAAAUUAUGGAAUUGAGAUAUAUAUGAGAGUAUUGCAGUUUUUAUCACAAGUGUAG
Molecule: messenger RNA, 2234 nt
Organism: Paramuricea clavata
Lineage: Eukaryota; Metazoa; Cnidaria; Anthozoa; Malacalcyonacea; Plexauridae
Source: the annotation of a GenBank genome assembly